Messenger RNA from Rosa rugosa (rugosa rose), 1091 nucleotides. RefSeq lists its product as uncharacterized. Gene Ontology annotation, molecular function: protein binding. Gene Ontology annotation, cellular component: EMC complex. NCBI's taxonomy places the organism in Eukaryota, Viridiplantae, Streptophyta, Magnoliopsida, Rosales, Rosaceae. Bases 256 to 1062 code for a protein of 268 amino acids. Gene Ontology annotation, biological process: protein folding in endoplasmic reticulum. The transcript is spliced from 7 exons. The record is from RefSeq and is a predicted model, not a curated record.
GAGUGUGUCUCUUUAUUCGUGUCUAUCUCUUAGAAGCCAACCUUUUCUUCUCUCGUCUCCCCUCUACCUCUUCUACUCCCUAACUUCUCCCCCACUCCCCACCACCGAUUCUCCCCACCCAUCAUCUCCGCCACCUUCACGCCCUCCCAGCCGUCCAAUUUGUGGGGGACGAAUGUUGAAAAGGUUUUGUUGUGAGUUGUGACUUGGGAGUGAGUAGGUUGAGUUUUGAGGGAAAGAACGAGCGAAUUGCAAAUAAUGUUGAGUGGUGGUGGCUCUCGUCUCUCGAAUCACCUACGGCUGCGAGACUGCGACCUCCGCCACCAACCCCAACUUGGUUUUGGGUUCGUCUUUGGCUUUGGAUUGGGUACUCGAAUCGCUGGGUUACGAGUACGACGCUCUCUCAAACCCUUGUCUGCUCGUAGAAUCUCAUCGUUUCGCUCCAUCAUUCAUUCCAAGUCUCCUCCCGACAUUCCUACACUCUCCCACUAUUUCAGCCAACGAGAAGACGAACGCGAGCUUCCCUCCGACGUAUUGUCCUCAGUGGCAGAAUGGACUCUAUAUGAGCAGGUUGCACUUACAGCCUUGGACUGCCAGUGUCUUGAUGUUGCAAAGGACCUCAUCAAGCUUUUACGAAAGGCAUUUCCAGAGAGUAAAAGAGUUGGCAAGCUAGAGGCUAUGUUGCUUGAGGCAAAGGGAUCCUGGGCAGAUGCAGAGAAGGCUUAUCUAAUAUGUGAAUUUCAAUCUAUCCUUCUUUUGCAGGUAAUACAUAACAGAAGGCUAGCUAUGGCAAGGGCUCAAGGCGAUACUUCAGGGGCCAUUGAAUGGCUUAAUAAAUAUCUUGAAAUAUUUAUGGCCGAUAAUGAUGCUUGGAGAGAGCUCGUAGAAAUCUAUGUCUCGUUGCAAAUGCACAAGCAAGCUGCAUUCUGCUAUGAGGAGAUGAUAUUGGCACAGCCUAAUGUUCCCCUCUACCACUUAGCUUAUGCUAAUGUAUGUUGCUUUUCCCCCCUUUCUGGUCAAGAAUUUCAAUUGCUCUGUGACACUUUGUAUAUGAACACCCAGUAACUGAAUUGCAAUCAAUGUCCUUGAUUUUG